Messenger RNA from Miscanthus lutarioriparius, 2016 nucleotides. Lineage: Eukaryota; Viridiplantae; Streptophyta; Magnoliopsida; Poales; Poaceae. The record is from the annotation of a GenBank genome assembly.
AUGGGGCUUUCACUGAAUAAAGACAUAUCAGCAACAUCCUUUUUUAAGCCUGUGUCAGUUAUCAAAUUUGUGGAGGAGUGCCUGAACAUGCGUGAUACAUCUCGGCCUUUGUCGGACAGGGAUCGUGUGAAGGUAAAGAAAGCAUUACGUGGAGUUCGCAUUGAAACAACUCACCAACAGGAUCAAAUCAGAAGAUACAAGAUAACAGGGGUUACUUCCAUCCCUAUGAGCCAGCUGAUAUUUCCUGUUGAUGAUAAAGGAACAAGAAAGACUGUUGUGCAGUACUUCUGGGACAAAUACAACUACAGUUUGAAGUAUGGUUCUUGGCCUUGCCUUCAGGCUGGCAGUGAUUCACGACCUGUAUAUUUGCCUAUGGAGGUUUGCAAGAUUCUAGAAGGGCAGAGAUACUCUAAGAAGCUUAAUGACAGACAAGUGACCAACAUACUUAGAGCAACAUGUAAACGUCCCCAGGACAGGGAGCAGAGCAUACGUGAUAUGGUUCUGCAUAACAAGUUUGCAGAUGAUAGGUUUGCUCAGGAGUUUGGCAUCAAAGUUAGCAGUGAUCUAGUGACUGUUCCAGCCCGUGUGCUGCCUCCACCCCUGUUGAAAUAUCAUGACUCUGGUAGGGAGAAAACUUGUGCGCCAAGUGUUGGACAAUGGAACAUUCUCAAUAAGAAAAUGAUCAACGCAGGAACUAUUGAUAACUGGACUUGUUUGAACUUUUCACGCAUGCGACCUGAUGAGGUACAGAGGUUCUGUAUGGAUCUGAUUCAUAUGUGCAAUGCAACUGGAAUGGUUGUCAAUCCACGUCCAUUUGUUGAUGUCAAGUCUGCAGCCCCUAACCAUAUAGAGAAUGCUUUGAGAGAUGUACACAGGAGAGCCACACAAAUGCUUGCCCAACAAGGAGUGGGAAAUCAGCUGCAGCUUCUAAUCGUAAUUCUGCCUGAUGUUAGUGGUUCUUAUGGUAAAAUCAAAAGAGUCUGUGAGACUGACAUUGGAAUUGUAUCUCAGUGUUGCUUGCCAAAGCAUGCUAGCAGGCCAAACAAGCAAUAUUUGGAAAAUGUUGCACUCAAAAUCAAUGUCAAGGUUGGUGGGCGCAACACGGUUCUUGAGCAAGCCUUUGUACGCAAUGGCAUACCCUUUGUGUCAGAAGUCCCAACAAUCAUCUUUGGCGCAGAUGUCACCGCCCCCCCACCCCCCACCCACCCACCAGGAGAGGACUCUGCAUCAUCCAUUGCUGCUGUGGUGGCAUCAAUGGACUGGCCAGAAAUCACCAAGUACAGAGGCCUGGUUUCUGCUCAACCACACCGACAAGAGAUUAUAGAAGAUUUGUUUACUGUCACUAAGGAUCCGCAGAAGGGGCACAAUGUUAAUGGUGGCAUGAUCAGGGAGCUACUGAUUGCUUUCCGCAGGAAGACAAACAGAAGGCCUGAGAGGAUAAUAUUCUAUAGGGACGGUGUAAGUGAAGGUCAAUUCAGCCAUGUACUUCUUCAUGAAAUGGAUGCCAUCAGAAAGGCUUGUGCUUCUUUGGAGGAGGGAUAUUUACCUCCAGUCACAUUUGUGGUUGUCCAGAAAAGACAUCACACAAGGCUUUUCCCUGAGGUUCAUGGAAGGCGUGAUAUGACUGAUAAAAGUGGAAACAUUCUUCCCGGAACUGUGGUUGACCAACAGAUUUGCCAUCCAACUGAGUUUGAUUUCUACUUGUGUAGUCAUGCUGGUAUUCAGGGAACAAGUCGGCCCACCCAUUACCAUGUCCUCUAUGAUGAGAAUCAUUUUACUGCUGAUGCACUGCAGUUACUGACCAACAAUCUUUGCUACACUUAUGCUCGUUGUACCCGUGCUGUAUCAGUGGUCCCGCCAGCCUACUACGCCCACCUUGCCGCAUUCCGUGCACGCUACUAUGUGGAAGGUGAAAGCUCAGAUGGUGGGUCAACCCCUGGCAGCAGCGGGCAGACAGUAGCCCGGGAGGGGCCUGUGGAGGUGCGUCAACUUCCAAAGAUCAAGGACAACGUGUAG